AUGGCCCCUGGGCCCUGCUCGCGCCCUGCCUGCCCGGCUGCCGGUGGUGCGGGCACGUGGGGUGCAGGUGGUGCGGCGACAGGGGGUGCCGCUGGUGUGGCGACGGGGCAGAUGCGCCGUGCGACGACGUGGAGAGAGGGGCGCAGGCAGGAGAGGGAGGGGGAGGGGGAGGGGGAGGGGGAGGGGGAGGGGGAGGGACGCAGCUGCUGUGGGGCACGGGCGUGGGGUGCUGCGAGGGUGGGCAAUAAGGGAGAUGGGGGAGAGGGAGGGGGUAUUGAAGGGUGGGAAGGAGAGGCGAGAUUGUUGCUGCUGCCCCUGCCAGCACAGCCAUCUCGACUCACAGCAGCGCAGUCAAAUUUCCUCGUCACCCAAUUCAGUGCGCGGCGGUGGUGCCCGUACUGCCGCGUGCAGCAGCCGGUGCGCGCCAAGCACUGCUACGACUGCGGGCGCUGUGUGCUGCGCUUCGACCACCACUGCUUCUGGGUCUCCACCUGCAUCGGCCUGCGCAACCACGCCCGCUUCUGGGUGUACCUGGUGCUGGAGUGUUGCCUCACGUGGUGGUCGCUCAUCAUCUGCCUCUCCGCCUUCACUGCCCCCGUCUCACCCAACCACUGGUUGGAGCACCAGCUGUCAGCGCUGGCGUUCACUGCUCUGCUGCUGCCACUCGCCGUGUUCCUCGCCAUCCUCGUGUGCUUCCACACGCAUCUAAUUCUCACGGCGCAGACAACAUAUGAAGCCACCAGGAAGCAUCGCAUCUCCUAUCUGCGGUCGGUACCCGGGGACGUGCAUCCCUUCAGCCAGGGCGCCUGUCGCAACGUGAUGCACCUCUGCUGCCUCACCCGCCAUGUGCUGCCGCUCUAUGCCGUCCCAUCGCCAGCCGUGCUGCACGCCAUGGCCUCUGGGGCAUACACCGCUCCGUCAAGGACAUGGGGCCCAUGCUGCUCCUGA
Molecule: messenger RNA, 948 nt
Organism: Closterium sp. Yama58-4
Lineage: Eukaryota; Viridiplantae; Streptophyta; Zygnematophyceae; Desmidiales; Closteriaceae
Source: the annotation of a GenBank genome assembly